AUGAAAUCAAAGAAUCUUGAUCUCCAGGUGCCUUUAAAUACGCCUCCCGUACAACAUCACUAUUCAGUUCCAAUGAAAAAAAUAUCUCGAGAUCACCCAAAAGAAAUUUCAAUACCGAUUUUCGAGGAUAACCCUCACCUUUCAUUAUAUCCAACACCGCCUCAACCGUAUAAUUCAUUUUCGGAAAAUGUAUUAAUACAAAAUCAACGAAAAUCACAGUCUUACCCAUCGCCAAAUUUAUACAAGUUGUCCUUACUUUUAACAACAGAACUGGACAUUCGGAAGUGGUGGGACAACGUGAUUGAGAUAUUGACUUCUUCAUACUGCGCAACUCGUAUCUUGCUUUCGGUGCCACAUGAUCUAACCGACACAAUAAAUACAUCCUGGGGUGUCAAAGCGACUUACCAUAAGGAUUAUUGUUGUCCCGGAAACUCUUGUUAUCCAGAUAGUAUUGACAGUUGUUCAACAUCUUCAAGUGAUUCCGGACAUCCUGUAUACGAAAGCUUGAAGGAUUUUGAUAGAGAGGUUGAUCCGCUGGUGAACAACGAAGGAAUCCUAAGGAUAUUACAGACAGGAAAUAUUACGGUAUUGACGAGGGAGUACAAAUUACAAAAUGAAGAAUCUAAUAUGAACUCCUUGAACAAUGGAUCUCAUCAAAAAAAAUUAUUGGACACAAAAGAUGAAAGUCUGGUUGGUUCGUUUGAAAAUGGAAUUUAUCAAAAUGAAGUCUCGGAUUCUCACGAUCCUAAUGAUCAGUGGUCGCGGGUGUUGGAUACUCCUUGCCUGAAUGAUUUGGAGGAAGGUCAAAACAGCUAUUUUCAAAUCAAUCGGAAAAGUUUGUUUAAUAUUCACUAUCAUCAUCGAUCAACUUCCGAGUUUCAGGAAAAGGAACAACAUCAACUUUCGCCUUGGGCUCAACCGAUUUCUGCCACCGAUAAAACAGAAAAUCCUUACUUUCAAACGUUACCGAAGAUUGACGAUGAAUCCUUUAAUCCUUCAAACGUCACAUUUUCACAAUCACCUGCCAAUAAUAACUCCCACUCAGCAGUCACUGAGCACAUUUAUUCAAUUGUACAUAUCCCUCUCAUACAUCCAACCACUGUAAAAAAUGUUGCGCCGACAAAUGCAAAUCAUACACCUGUACCAAUAGCUAUUCUUUCAUUUCUUUCAUGCAUUGCACCAUACCCAGAAGAGUUGUUGAAGUCUUUGAAGGUAUUGGCUCCCUUCAUGGCUACGACAUUGUCAGUUUCAAUGAUACAUCAACAAAUAUCAUCUUAUGCGAAUUCAAUUAGAGAGAGGCGCCGACGUAGUAGUCAGAAAUCAAAUGCGACAGUGAAUCCUUUGUCAGUUGGUCUCGCGGAUGAAGACGAUAACGAUAGUAUGUCAUCGGGAUAUUCUACAUCAUCAACAAGUUCUUCAAAAUGGGAGUAUGCCACCGUCUUCUCGACCACUUAUGGUCACAGUCCACACGCGGAUUCAAGCGGUGACGAUCCUUUCAACGACAGUGAUAAUUUGUUCUCGAGAUUAAAUGACGAUGAAUUUACCCCAGAAUCCGAGGGUUUAACAUGCGAUGAUUCUUCGCCUACUCCUUCAACACCGCAGGGACCGGUUAAGAGUCGUAGGGUCUCGUUACCAACGGACCGUAAAAGGCGUCAAUCGAGAAAUUCCAUCAAAGCAUCGAAUGUACCUGGUAAUUUGCACCGCCGUCAUAAUUCGAGCGCGCAACCUGCCUUAAUGGAAAAGCCACGUUUAAUAAUACCUAAUACAAAAAUGCUGCGACUUUUGAUGGAUCUGAUGCCUAAUGUUGUAUACACGUGUACCCCUGGACUCGGAGAUUGCACUUGGGUAAACAUGCGUUUGCUUAAAUAUACUGGUCGUAGUAUCGACGACUUAUUGGGUCAUGGUUGGAUGGAAGUUGUGCAUCCCGAGGAUAGACCACGUGUUUUGGAAAUGUGGAAUAACACAUUUUCACGCGGUGAGGGAUCAAGUGCAGAGUAUCGCAUGCGUAGAUUUGAUGGUCAAUAUCGUUGGUUCCUGGGUCGAGCUGGUCCUUUGCGUGACGCGAGGGGUGUUAACAUCCGAUGGUUUGGAACUUGCACUGAUGUUCAUGAUCAGAAAUUAGCGGAGCAGGUUCAGAGCAGACAAGUUCAUAUUGAAGCCAACGAAAAAAAGUAUCGACUUCUUGCCGAAGCUAUACCUCAAAUAGUGUUUACUGCAACACCUAAAGACGGUAUAACAUAUGUCAACAAAAAAUGGUUAGAUUAUUCUAGUCAGACUGAAGAUGAGGCAAAGAAUCUGGGAUUUCUAUUUCAUGUUCAUCCUGAUGAUCGAAUUCGCUGUCGUUUACCGGAAGAAAAAGGUUCGGACGAAAUGACCUACUCAACGGAGGUACGCUUAAUGCGAAGUGACGGGGAGCAUAGGUGGUUUUUGGUAAAGUGUAUUAGUGUCGAAGUUUCGGAUCAAGGUCGUAAGUGGUUUGGUACUUGCACGGACAUUAAUGAUCAUAAGAUGGUGGAACAGAAAUUGAAGGAAGCACAUGAUGCAGCAAAAAGAUCAACAGAGAGCAAGACGAGGUUUUUGUCUAACAUGUCUCACGAGAUUCGCACACCGCUGAUUGGUAUCACCGGUAUGAUAAAUUUCAUGUUGGCAACUACACUUACGGUAGAACAGCUUGACUAUGCGCAUACCAUUCAACAGUCGGCGGAUGCUUUGCUCUUGGUUAUCAAUGAUAUUCUGGAUUUGAGCAAGGUCGAAGCCGGAAUGAUGAAACUGGAGAAGGAACCAUUUUCAGUUCAUAACAUGAUAGAGGAUGCUAAUGAAUUGCUCUCAACCUUGGCCAUACAAAAGGGUCUCGAAUUGAGCUUCAUUGUGGAUGACAACGUCCCAGAUGUAAUAUGCGGAGAUAGAAUCAGAUUACGUCAAGUGCUGCUGAAUGUUAUAGGAAAUGCGAUUAAGUUCACGUCAAAAGGCGAAGUGUUUUCUCGUUGCUCGUUAUCCGUGACGUAUGAGGAUGAACUUAAUGAAAACGAGAUGAUGUUGAUGUUCGAGGUGGUCGACACCGGUGAUGGUUUCGAUACGGAAGAAGAGGCCGUGAUGUUUAAGCCAUUUUCACAGGUGGAUACUUCUUCGACAAGAAAACAUGGUGGCAGUGGACUUGGAUUAGUCAUAUCCAGACAACUGAUAGAGCUCCAUGGAGGAAAAAUGUCGUGUAAAAGUAAAAAGGGUGUCGGAUCUACGUUCUACUUUUCUGCCAAAUUUGUAAUACCCGCCGAUUCCACAGCUCCCCGUCCACCCACCCCAACUUCCGAAGUUUCGAAUUCUCCAUUCUUCCGACAUAUCGCUGAUUUGCCAUAUGCACGUGAAACCCUUACACAUUAUGUCCGUUCCAUCCUCCCCAAGUGUCCUGCACCAGAAAUCGAAGUUUCUUGUAGCUACAACGAAGCUCGAGACCGAUUAUCUUCCGAAGAACUUAAAUCUUACACUCACAUAUUAAUAAAUUUGGCUUCUCAACCUCAGGUUAUUUCCUUAGCCUCAAUAAUAAAACAUGCGAUGCACCUUUCUCUAACUGUUACUGUGAUAUUAACGACACCUAUUCAACGAGCGGGAAUUGUGGAAGGUACACAGAAUGAUUUGCCUGAACGCGUUGAAUUCAUCUUCAAGCCUCUUAACAGAAGUAAGAUGGAGGGCUUAUUCGAUGUUACCACGACGGUUAGGGAGAAUUUUUUGAAGAGACGAAAUACGCAUAAAAUUGUUGCAAGUCAAAAAGAAGUGUUUAAACGUAUGGCUGACGAUGUGGGUGACAAAGGAUUUAGAGUAUUAUUGGUUGAAGAUAAUGAGGUUAAUCAAAAAGUAAUGACAAAAUAUCUCACCAAAGUUGGAUUGGGCGUAGAAAUUGCUAAUAACGGGGAAGAAUGCUUAAAAAAGUUUUAUUCACAUCCGCACAGCUAUUAUUCACUGAUAUUGUGUGACCUCUUCAUGCCAGUAAAAGACGGAUAUGAAACCGCGGCUGAAAUCCGAGCAUGGGAAGCCCGAAAUUUAAAAUUUGAAUCUCAAUUACCAAUAAUAGCUCUUUCAGCGAAUGUAAUGUCUGACGUGGCGAAUAAAUGCCGCGAAGUUGGGUUUACUAGUUACAUUAGCAAACCUGUGAACUUUGCCACAUUAAGUGACGUUAUAAGAGAUUUGUUGAUUGGUAAAGCAAGUGAGAAUGACAAUGACCAUGAAGGAUGUGAUAAAAGUAGUGUUGAAAAUAACGCAUCAUGA
Messenger RNA from Acaulospora morrowiae, 4260 nucleotides. NCBI's taxonomy places the organism in Eukaryota, Fungi, Glomeromycota, Glomeromycetes, Diversisporales, Acaulosporaceae. The record is from the annotation of a GenBank genome assembly.